Hirsutella rhossiliensis is the source of this 882-nucleotide messenger RNA. RefSeq names its product ankyrin repeats (many copies) domain-containing protein. The record is from RefSeq and is a predicted model, not a curated record. Lineage: Eukaryota; Fungi; Ascomycota; Sordariomycetes; Hypocreales; Ophiocordycipitaceae. Gene Ontology annotation, molecular function: protein binding. The coding region runs from base 1 to 882 and encodes 293 amino acids. The transcript is spliced from 3 exons.
AUGGCACCAGCCUCAGGUUCGCAUGUCGACUCCAAUGCCUCGAGACAAGGCAUACGAUCGCCGCCAAAUUCAGCGGCUCACAUAUCGCAUCUCCGCCUCGCUACCGACGGAAGCUCGCCGAAAGACUCGUUUCCCGCGGCCCAGCAGCUGGCCCAGUCAAUCUCGUCCACCGAAACGCUUGAAGCUGCCGUCACGGAAGGAGCGCAGCUGGAAGAAGCCCCGAAUCUCCUCGACUCAGCCCAGUCCACUGAGCACGCGCCAGUCUCAAUCCUCGAAGCGGCCACGAAAAUUGCUUGCGACAAAACGGCUGCCCACAGCGCCAAGCUGGCAGUCUUACGGGUCUUUAGCGAAUCAUUCGAACAAGCAGCAAAGCAGUUCACGUCUGUUCAGACGCUUCUCAACAAGGGUGCCGACGUCAACGCCCAGGGCGGGCGAUACGGCAAUGCUCUCCAAGCUGCGUCAACUCAAGGACAUGAGAAGGUGGUCCAGACGCUGCUCGACAAAGGUGCUGAUGUCAACAUCCAGGGCGGAGAGGACGGCAAUGCUCUUCAGGCUGCUUCCCUUGAAGGACACGAGAAGGUGGUCCAGAUGCUGCUCGAGAAGGGUGCCGACGUCAACUCUCAGAGUGAAAGGCACGGCAAUGCUUUUCAGGCUGCCUUAUGUGGAGGACACGAGAAGGUUGCUCAGAUGCUGCUCGAGAAUGGUGCCGACGUCAAUGCCCAAGGCGGAGAGUACGGAGCCGACGUCAACGCUAAGGAUGGCAAUGCUCUGCGCUGCUUCAUAUGGGGGCACGAGAAGGUGGUCCAGAUGCUGCUCGAGAAUGGUGCCAACGUCAACACUCAGAGUGAAAGGUACGGCAAUGCUCUGGGCUGCUUCACUUAA